Funneliformis mosseae is the source of this 864-nucleotide messenger RNA. Lineage: Eukaryota; Fungi; Glomeromycota; Glomeromycetes; Glomerales; Glomeraceae. The record is from the annotation of a GenBank genome assembly.
AAAAAUAUUAAUGACGUACUUCCCGCAGCGUUUAAACUUUCUAGUUGUAAGAGAUUACAGGACCAUUGCCUUGGAUUAAUUUGCGCCCUCCCAUUACCAUUUUUCUCUUCCGACAACUCUACAUCAUUGGAUGAGAAGAUUCUUUAUUGUCUCCUUAAAUGUGAUUACAUGCAGAUGGAUGAAAUAUUAAUUUGGGAGUUUUUAAUUAAAUGGGGCAUCAAACAAACUUCCGGAUUGGAAAGUAGCCGAGAGGGGUGGACGGAUAAAAGUUAUAAGGAUUUAAAGAAUACGUUAAAUAAAUUUAUCCCUCUAGUUCGAUUUAGAGAUAUAAGUUCGAAUGAUUUCUACCUUAAGGUUCAUCCAUAUGAAGCCAUCUUUCCUCCUGACAUUUAUGAAGAUCUUUUGGGAUUUUAUCUGAACCAUUCCUUGUCAGAAAUGACUUUAUCAUCACGAAAUAGAAUGAAUCAGAAUGAUUCAUUAAUUAUUGGACCAAAACACUUUGCAAUAAUCAAUAAUUGGAUCGUAGGGGAACAGAAUUUACCAUAUACACUUUUAUAUCGUGGUAGUCGUGAUGGUAUUAUAUCGAAUGUCUUAAAAGAUAAAUGUUAUCGUCAAUCACCAUGCUUGGUUUUAGUCAAGGUCCGUUCUUCACCGAAAAUAUUUGGCGGGUACAGUCCCAUCGGGAUUUUUUUUUGUACCGGUGGUCAAUGGCAUGGGACAUCAGGUAGUUUCAUCUUUUCUUUCGAAAACAGUGAAGAUGUUCAAAACAUGAAAAUUAGUCGGGUGUCAAAUAGUAAUCAAGCGUUAUAUGAAUUCUAUGAUUGCGCAUUUAACUUUGGUGGGGGGAGCUAUGUAUAUGGAUAA